Molecule: messenger RNA, 903 nt
Organism: Pyrenophora tritici-repentis Pt-1C-BFP
Lineage: Eukaryota; Fungi; Ascomycota; Dothideomycetes; Pleosporales; Pleosporaceae
Product: FAP multi-domain protein
Source: RefSeq, a predicted model, not a curated record
AUGUACUUUUCAAGAGCAACUGUCGUCGCCGCCAUCAUGGCCCUGGCAUAUGCCCAGGAACCAGCUGCAGCAGCAGCUGAGAGCGCUGCUACACCUUCAAUGGCUGCUGGCAUGGGUGAAAUGAUGAAGGGAGGCAAGGGAAUGAACAGCACCGGCAUGAUGGGCGGCGGCGGCGCAGCAGGUGCUGCUGCAGCUGGAGGAGCCGCUGGAGCUGCUGCCGGCAUGACCAAGACACACGUCGUCAUGGUUGGAGGUUCAAACGGUAGCUUGGUCUUCCUUCCCGCCGACAUCCAAGCCGCAGCCGGCGACUUGGUCCAGUUCCAAUUCUACCCCAAAAACCACUCCGUCGUACAAUCAACGUUUGACAACCCUUGCGUACCCAUUCAAAACAUCAUGCCCAACAAGACCGACGCCUUCUUUUCCGGUUUCAUGCCCACAAACGCCUCGGCCGCUGCCUCAAAGAACCUCCUCACUUACACCAUUCGCGUUCCCGACACAAAGCCCAUCUGGUUUUACUGCUCGCAAGCCAAGCAUUGCCAGGGAGGUAUGGUUGGAGCUAUCAACGCAGCCAAAACCGGAAACAAAACCCUCGCAGCCUUCGCCGCUCUCGCUGCUAAAGCCCCUGCUACUCUCUCUCCCGGUAUGGCCUCUGGCGGCGCCGCUGGCUCUGGCGGUGCUGCCGGCGGAAACACGCCUACCUCGCCUUCUGCCGGUGGCGGCGCCGCGGCUGGUGGCGCUGGCGGUGCCGCUGGUGGCGCUGGUGGCGCUGGUGGCAAUGGCACGUCUACUGCUAGCUCUGGUCCUGCGCAAGCUACUGCUAACGUUGCUGCUGGUGGGUUCAACGCUCAGUCUUUCAGCGGCGUGUUUGCUGCGCUUGUGGCUGGGUUUAUGGUCAUGCUUUAG